Messenger RNA from Aspergillus ruber CBS 135680, 1012 nucleotides. RefSeq lists its product as uncharacterized. The record is from RefSeq and is a predicted model, not a curated record. Bases 290 to 763 code for a protein of 157 amino acids. The transcript has 2 exons. NCBI's taxonomy places the organism in Eukaryota, Fungi, Ascomycota, Eurotiomycetes, Eurotiales, Aspergillaceae.
UAUAUAUUAUACUUCAUUGUUUUAUCCUAUUUUUAUGCCAUAUUCACGUCUUUAUUUCUUCAUGACAGUGAAAUAGUUAAGAGUAUACAGCAUUUUUAAAGCGCUUUUUUUGCCUCUGAAACAAGCAUUCACUACUGUUUGAUACUGUUUGACUGUUUAGCAGUUAUACUGCAACUUAAAUAGAAGAUAAAUGCUCUGUUUUCUCCUCUCCCUAUACUCUUUCUCUCUCACACAUCCAUCGCUUUGUUCUCUUAUCUCUUGUUAUUCUUCCUAACCUGACAUUGACAACAUGGUCUUGACCAUCUUUCCUACCUGGCCUCACCUGCUCUUCGGAGUCAUCGAGCCCAUCUCUCUGAUUGCCGGCUGGGCCCUCCCGAUAGUCGAUCUAAACUGGUUUAUCCUCGACCAAGCCCCCAACCCAGAUUUGAUUUCAGACACCAUUCAUCCCAGCAGCAUUGCCCUAGCCUACCAACUCGCCAACCUCUACGGUCUGCUCUUCCUCCUCGGUGUGGGAAUCUGCUACACAACCACCGAGCCCAAGGUUCUGCGCAACUACCUCUUCUGUCUUGCUGUCGCGGACUUUGGGCACAUCUAUGUGACGUAUCUCGCCAUGGGGGCUGAAGCGUUUUUCGAUGUUGCGGGAUGGAACCUGCUAACUUGGGGGAAUAUUUCGAUUACGGGGUUUUUGUUUGUGAAUCGAGUGGCGUACUUGGCGGGGUUUUUCGGGGAUGCUACGGCGCCGUUGGAGAAGAAGAAAGUUUAAUGGGGUUACUGCUUUUGGGACCAACCUUGGUUGAUGAAUUUGCUUGUUUGCAAGGCUAGUAUGGAGUGUGACUUUACUUCUCUGGCAUUUGCCAAACUGAUGGAUGAUUUCGAAUUUAGUUGAGACUAGAGGGUUUAUGAGAAUAUUCCCAGCCUAACUUGUGUAUACUGUUAUUACUGUAGUAGAAAUGAACAUACAGACACACAUACUCGAGGCGUCAAGCGUUUUUAUUGGCGUAUCAACGACCGC